Messenger RNA from Adineta ricciae, 966 nucleotides. Lineage: Eukaryota; Metazoa; Rotifera; Eurotatoria; Adinetida; Adinetidae. The record is from the annotation of a GenBank genome assembly.
AUGUCGGGUUCAGCAGAUAAAGAAGAAAUUCUUCGUCUUCAAUCAAUUGCCAAUUUUCUCGACGGUUAUGCUAUACUCGGUCUCAUUAUCAUUGGAACAAUAGGAAAUCUAAUGAACAUCAUUGUUUUUCUUCGACAUAAAAAACUCCGUCAAAUGACAAAUUUCAUUUUCUUGAUUAUGUUUUUCUUCAGUAAUCUAAUAUCUUUAUGGUCAACUCGUUUUCCACGUAGUAUACUUGCAAUAACGAGCACUGAUUUAUUAAUUGGCAACAUAGUUUAUUGCAAAAUUCGAUGGUUAUUUGGACGUUGGAGUUUCUAUAUGUCAUACAUUUAUCUUUGUUUAUCCUGUAUUGAUCGAUAUUUAAAUACUUCACGUCAUGAACGACUUCGACGUAUGAUGACAUUCAAACGAGCUGUUGUUAUUACAAUUACAAUUAGUUUGAUUUAUUUUAUCAUCUUUAUUCCUGAUGGAAUUUACUAUUCAGGAAGUCGGUGUACUGCGUCAAGUAGUGACCGUGAGAUUUACAAACAAUUUCUUAAUUAUUUUAAUUUAGUUAUGUGUAGUAGUGUUCCAAUGGUUAUUUUAUAUACUUUUUCUCUAUUAACAUGGUAUAAUCUUUAUACAACACGAAAUAUUUCACAUAGUAAACUUCAUCGGCAAGUUAAUCAUAUGAUGAUAGUCGAAUUUACUGUUAUAUUUCUUGGUGCAACACCAAAUUUUGUAUUUAGUAUUUAUACAGAAAUUAGUCAAUCAAUGAUUAAAUCUAGUUUAAGAAUGGCACAAGAAACAGUUGUGAGAUAUGUAUGUGUUAUUUGCAGUUUCUUAUUAUAUGUGGGAACAUUUUAUAUCUAUAUGAUCAUGUCAAGUGUAUAUAGACAAAAUGUAAAAGCAGCGAUCUGUUUUAGAAAACCGAAUCAAAUUGGAACACAUACACUCACUUUGAAAAAUAUAAAAACUACUCAUUAA